This is a messenger RNA of Naegleria gruberi, 555 nucleotides long. RefSeq lists its product as uncharacterized. NCBI's taxonomy places the organism in Eukaryota, Heterolobosea, Eutetramitea, Acrasida, Naegleriidae. The transcript is spliced from 2 exons. The record is from RefSeq and is a predicted model, not a curated record. Bases 1 to 555 code for a protein of 184 amino acids. Gene Ontology annotation, molecular function: calcium ion binding.
AUGGCUAUGCAAGGACAAAUGUAUUCUUCCCAGGCACAACAAGUCUAUUACCAAUAUGAUAAAGAUCGUAAUGGUGUCCUCAAGAAGAAAGAAUUCAAGAAGGCUAUGCAAGCCCUCGGUGCACACAAAGAUGAAUGUAAACAUUUAUUCAAGAUGGUUGAUGUAGACCACAACAAGGUGAUUACCAUGAAUGAAUUCUUGAAUGCCUAUCUGUUCUUACAGGCAGGUGGUAUGAAGUAUAAAGGUACUGGAUAUCAUGGAGCUUGUGGUACUGUGGGAUCAACAACUACAACCACAACAAUGAUGGGAGGUCAACCUGGCAUGAUGCCUCAACAAGGAUAUCCACAACAAUAUCCACCUCAACAAGGUUACCCUCAACAACCUUAUGGACAACCAGGUAUGGGAUAUCCUCAGCAACCAUACGGACAACCUGGAAUGAUGCCACAACAACAACAAUAUCCACCACAAGGAUAUCCACAACAAUAUCCACCUCAACAAGGAUACCCUCAACAAUAUCCACCUCAACAAGGAGGUUAUCCACCAUCAUAUCAAUAA